AUGUCCCAAAUAACAGACGCCACCAUCCGCGAGGCCAUCACCCAGCGCCUACAGGCCACCCACGUCGAAGUCACCGACAUGUCCGGUGGCUGCGGCCAAGCAUUCACAUGCCUCAUUGUCUCACCGCAAUUCCAGGGCCUCAACUCCCUCAAACGACAUCGAUUGACCAACGCUGCGCUCAAGGAGGAGAUUGCUGCCAUCCACGCCUGGACGGCAAAGUGCCAAACACCAGAGGAAUGGGAGAGAGACAAGGCGAAGGCGGGGCCGCCUAUGGAUGGGACAGUUGAGGGACAUGUUGAGGGUACGAGUGCGUGA
Pochonia chlamydosporia 170 is the source of this 315-nucleotide messenger RNA. RefSeq names its product BolA domain-containing protein. Gene Ontology annotation, biological process: intracellular iron ion homeostasis. Bases 1 to 315 code for a protein of 104 amino acids. The transcript has 2 exons. Lineage: Eukaryota; Fungi; Ascomycota; Sordariomycetes; Hypocreales; Clavicipitaceae. Gene Ontology annotation, cellular component: cytosol; nucleus. The record is from RefSeq and is a predicted model, not a curated record. Gene Ontology annotation, molecular function: 2 iron, 2 sulfur cluster binding.